Molecule: messenger RNA, 12425 nt
Organism: Anguilla rostrata (American eel)
Lineage: Eukaryota; Metazoa; Chordata; Actinopteri; Anguilliformes; Anguillidae
Gene: cdh23
Product: cadherin-related 23
Exons: 66
Coding region: 1-10050 (3349 amino acids)
Biological process (GO): homophilic cell-cell adhesion
Cellular component (GO): catenin complex; plasma membrane
Molecular function (GO): cadherin binding; calcium ion binding
Source: RefSeq, a predicted model, not a curated record
AUGCCCUCCCCUCCCUCUUCCUCCACAGAAAACACCAACCUGCCUCCUCAGUUCAACAACUAUUUCUUCCAGAACUUCUUGCUGAUCUAUGAGGACACCGCAGUCGGUGCCUCUGUGGCUCAGCUGCGUGGCAUAGACCCAGAAGGGGAGCCCCUGACCUUUGGACUGAGGGGGGACGAGGCAGAAAGGUACUUUAAUGUGGACAGAAACACGGGAGUGGUGUGGCUUCGACAUCCCCUGGACCGCGAGACAAAGUCGGAGAUUCAGGUGGAAUUUUCCAUCAGCGACUUGCAAGUGACGGUGACAAACAUCGCGAACAUCCAGAUUGGUGAUGUCAACGAUAACGCCCCCGUCUUCCACAAUCAACCUUACGCUCAACAAAUCCCAGAGAACACGCCGGAAGGGACCACAGUGUUCAUCGUGAACGCGACGGACCCUGACCAGGGCACGGGGGGCAGCGUGCUCUUCUCCUUCCAGCCGCCCUCGCCGUUCUUCUCCAUCGACGAGGCGCGCGGCACCGUCACCAUCAAACGCCCGCUGGAUUUCGAGAGCAUUUCUGCCUAUCAGCUCACCGUCAACGCUACGGACCAGGAUAAGAAGCGUCCCCUGUCCACUCUGGCCAACCUGGCCAUCACCAUCACUGACGUCCAGGACAUGGACCCCAUCUUCACCAACCUGCCCUACAGCACCAACAUCAACGAGGACUCGCCCCCGGGCUACGAGGUGAGGACGAUCACAGCCAUCGACCAGGACCGGGGGAGGCCGCGGCGAAUCGGCUACACCAUCGUCUCAGGUAACACCAACAGCAUGUUCGCUCUGGACUUUGUCAGUGGCUCCCUGACUGUGAGCGGGCAGCUGGACAGGGAGAACCCCCUCUACUCGGCUGGAUUUAUCCUCACUGUCAAGGGCACGGAGCUCAACGCUGACAACACUCCCACGAACGCCACGGUGAGGACCACCUUCACCAUCCUGGUGGUGGACAAGAACGACAACGCGCCGCGCUUCAACAGCUCCGAGUACCGCGUGCUCAUCACCGAGCUGGCCCAGGUCGGCUUCGCCCUGCCGCUCUUCAUCCAGGCCGAGGACAAGGACGAGGGUGCCAACAGCAUGUUCCAGGUGUUCCUCACGGGGAACAACUCGGACCACUUCACCAUCUCCCCCACUGCAGUGCAGGGGAAAGCGGACAUACGGGUGCGUGUGGCGGUGCCCCUGGAUUACGAGAACAUCCGGAGCUACAGCUUCUCUCUGUAUGCCAACGAGUCUCUGUCGGACCACGUGGGGUUUGCUCGCGUUUUCAUUGACCUGGUCAACGAGAAUGACAACCGCCCCAUCUUCAGCAUGGCGUACUAUAACAUCAGCCUGCCUGAGAGCACGCCACACGGCACGUCUCUGGUGAUGAUUCGGGCCACGGACAAUGAUUUUGGAUCUUUCGGAGUGGUGCGCUACUUCUUCAGUGAGGAGCCUGAUCAGUUCGUGCUGGACACAGUGACGGGAUGGGUGACUCUCAGGGGGACGCUGGAUUUUGAGCUCAUGAGGCGCUAUACGCUGACCAUCCUGGCCCGGGACGGGGGUGGGGAGGAGACCACGGGACGCCUGAGGGUCAACGUGCUGGAUGUAAAUGACAACGUGCCCACCUUCCAGAAGGAGUCCUACAUGGGCUGGCUGAGGGAGAACGAGCAGGCUGCCCAACAGGUGGUGCGGAUUAGGGCCACAGAUGAAGACUCUCCCCCCAACAGUGUGCUGACGUACAGCAUCACAUCGGCCUCCAUUUUCCCCAGAUACUUCAGCAUCACUAUGGUGGAGGGCUACGCAGUUAUCAGUGUGAACAGUCCCUUGGAUUAUGAGGCAGUUCCUGAUGGAAUGAUCUAUCUGACUGUGAUGGCUAAAGAUGACGGAAACCCGCCUCUCAACAGCACCGUCCCUGUCACCAUUGAGCUGUUCGAUGAAAAUGACAACCCCCCGGUCUUCACUAAGCCUUCUUACGUCAUCACAGUACCAGAGAACAUCGGCGCAGGAGCGACGGUGCUGUUUGUGAACGCCACGGACCGGGAUGCCUCUCGGGAGUUUGGCCAGGCCUCGCUCAUCUACUCCCUGGAAGGGUCCCCCAAGUUCCGUCUCAACGCUCGCUCAGGAGAAAUAACCACAACAGCCCUGCUGGAUCGUGAAGAGAAGUCGGAGUACAUCCUCAUUGUACGAGCUGUGGACGGAGGGGUUGGGCCUCUACAGAAAACUGGGAUUGCCACGGUGAAUAUUACGCUGCUGGACAUCAAUGACAACGCCCCCAUAUGGCGAGACGAGCCAUACAAUGUCAACGUUGUGGAGAUGAGCCCCAUCAACACUGAUGUCAUCUCAGUUCUGGCGGUGGACCCGGACAACGGGGAGAACGGCACGGUCGUGUACCGCAUCAGCCCGGCGAACCCCUUCUACAACAUCAACAGCAGCACGGGCAAGAUCCGCACCAGCGGAGUGGUGCUGGACCGGGAGAGCCCCAACACCAAAGACACGCUGCUCAUGAGAACCAUCAUAGUGUCUGCCACUGACCGUGGAACGCCGCCCUUGCAGUCCUCAGUCAGCACCACGGUGUACGUAAACCUGCUGGACCUCAACGACAACGACCCCACCUUCCUCAACCUGCCCUUCAUCGCAGAGGUUCCAGAGGGCCUUCCCAUUGGCUCUUCUGUCUUUAGGGUCCAGGUGUCAGACCCAGAUGAGGAUGAGAACGGUAGGGUGACCAUGGUUCUGCAGAUGGGGAUGCCGCGCCUCAACUUUGCCCUGAACACCUCCACGGGAAUCCUGGUUUCUACAGCCACGCUGGACCGUGAAGAGAUCAGCCAGUACCUGCUCAGGGUGGUGGCGUAUGAUGCCGGCCAGUUCCCACGCACUUCCACCAGCACCCUAACUGUCACAGUUCUGGACGUGAACGACGGCACCCCCACUUUCUUCCCCAAAGUGUACAACAUGUCUCUGCACGAGAGCGUCCCGCGUGACUCUGUGGUGAUGCGUCUCAACUGCUCCGACAGCGAUGCCGGGCUGAACGCCGAGCUCAGCUACUUCAUCACAGAUGGGAAUCAGGAUGGGAAGUUCAGUGUGGGGUUCCGCACCGGAGUUGUGCGUACUGUGGUGGGGCUCGACCGGGAGACCCAGGCUGCCUACACCCUGCUUAUUGAGGCUAUCGAUAACGGCCCUGCAGGCAGCAGGAGGACAGGGACAGCCACAGUGUACAUAGAGGUGCUGGACGUCAAUGACAACCGUCCUAUUUUCCUGCAAAACAGCUAUGAGACCAGCAUCCUGGAGAGUGCGCCCAUAGGUGCUAGCAUUCUACAGGUGCAGGCCACAGAUGCAGACCAGGGGGAUAAUGGUAGAGUUCUGUACAGGAUCUUGUCUGGGGACAGCAACCGUCAGUUCAGCAUCGACCAGCAGACCGGUGUGGUGACCCGGGGACAGAGGGCCCUGGACCGGGAGACCAGCAGCUCCCACCUUCUGGAGGUGGAGGCCUACAACAGGGACGAGGGCAGCAUGAGGAGCUCCGUCAGGGUGAUCGUGUACGUGGAGGAUGCUAACGACGCGGCUCCGGUCUUUACCCAGCAGCAGUACAACCGCCUGGGGCUGCGCGAGACGGCCGGCAUCGGCACCUCCGUGAUCGUGGUCAGGGCCACCGACCCGGACACCGGUGACGGAGGGGCGGUGGCCUACGCCCUGGUCUCAGGUUCGGACAUGAAGUUCGAGGUGGACGUGAGCACGGGUCUGGUGACCACCGUGGACUACCUGGACUACGAGACCAAGACCAGCUACCUGAUGAACGUGUCGGCGACGGACCAGGCCCCGCCCUUCCACCGGGGCUACUGCACGGUCUAUGUCACCCUGCUCAACGAGCUGGACGAGGCCGUGGCCUUCUUCGCUCCCGGCUACGAGGUGUCGCUGCGCGAGAACAUCGCCACGGGGACCGAGGUGGUGCGGGUGCAGGCGCAGUCGGCCGAUAACCUGAACCAGCUGUCCUACCGCUUCGACCCGGACACCUCCCCCGCAGCUCUCGCCCUCUUCAGGAUCGACAGCAUCACCGGGCGCAUCACAGUAACGGGGUUGCUGGAUAGAGAAAGGGGGGACCUGUACACCCUGACAGUCGUCGCUGAUGAUGGAGGGCCCAAGAAAGACUCAACUGUGGUAUCAAUCACUAUACUGGACGAGAACGACAACAGCCCUCAGUUUGACAUCACAUCUGAUUUGUCAGUGGAGAUUCCAGAGAACACGCCUAUCGGGAGAAGAGUGGCAGUGGUGCUGGCAAGAGACAAGGACAUUGAGAAUAAUGGUCUGGUGAACUUCACCCUGGUGGCAGGGAACAUGCAGGACGUGUUUGAGAUUCGCACAGUCAACCACACCUACGGGGAGGUGUACGUCAACUCCGCCCUGGACCGUGAGACCGUGGACCGCUACAUGCUGAAGGUGAGAGCGACGGACAAUGGCUCUCCUCCUCGCUACACUGACCUCUCACUCACCAUCAACAUCUUGGACGUCAACGACAACCCACCCAUCAUCCAGAGCCGGACUGGCUAUAACAUUAGUAUCAGCGAGAAUGUGGGCGGGGGCACGUCCGUCCUGCGCGUGGUCGCCACGGACCGCGACAUUGGCUCCAACGGCAUGCUCUUCUACUACAUCACCGGGGGCAACCAGGACCUGACCUUCCGCAUGGACCGCGUGACCGGGGAGAUGGUGACCAGGCCGUCACCGCCCGACCGGGAACGGCAGCAGCAGUACCGCCUCAACGUUACCGUGGAGGACGACGGCACCCCCCCACUGUCGGCCUCAACGACAGUCUGGGUACACAUCAUAGAUGAGAAUGACAACGCUCCCAUGUUUCCCGAGGUAGAGUAUGUGACGGUGUUGAGUGAAGGCCCACAGACCGUGGGGACCACCAUCGCCACGGUGACGGCCACCGAUCCAGAUGAGGGGCUGAAUGGAACCUUGCGCUACAACAUCACCCAGGGCAACCUGGCCCAAACAUUUCGCAUCAACGCCAUGACAGGUACUAUUGUAGUGGUGAGGGAGUUGGACUAUGAGAUCAGCAGUGGACACUACACGCUUGUUGUCACAGCAACCGACCAGUGUCCCAUCCCUGGGCUCCGCUUGACAUCCAGUACAACGGUUCUGGUGAAUGUGAUUGAUGUGAAUGACGUGACCCCUACCUUCCCCCGGGCUCUUGAGGGGCCCUUUGACAUCACUGAGGGGCAGCCAGGGCCCCGGGUCUGGACCCUGAAAGCUACUGACGAGGACUCAGGGCUUAAUGGCAAAGUGGAGUACAGCAUCACUGCAGGAGACCCAGAGAAUGAGUUUGUGAUCUCUCCAGUGGAGGGAGAGCUCCGUGUCAGAAGAGACGUUGAGCUGGACCGAGAGACCACGGCCUUCUACAACAUCACUGUGACCGCCCGCGACCUGGGGACUCCGCCCCGCAGCAGCACGGUGGUGGUCAGUGUGCGUGUUCUGGACAUUAAUGACAAUGACCCGGUCCUGCUGGACAUGCCCCAGAACGUGAGCGUGAGCGAGGGAGCAGCGAUCCACACCUCGGUGGCUCGGGUCAGGGCGCAGGACGCCGACAGCGGCCGCAACGCCCUGCUCACCUUCAACAUCACCGCCGGCAACACCGACGGGGCCUUCUACAUCAACGACACGACGGGGGUUGUACAGGUGAACAGACCCCUGGACAGAGAGAGAGUGGCCACAUACGUACUGACCAUCACAGUCAAAGACAACCCAGAGAACCCCCGUAUCGCCCGCCGGGACUCAGACACCCUGGUGAUCACUAUCCUUGAUGAGAAUGACAACAGGCCCAUCUUCAGUCGACCCAGCUACCGGGCGGAGAUCCCUGAGAACGCGCCUGCAGGCAGUGAGGUGACUCUGCUGAACGGGCCGGUGCUGGCGGAGGACAGGGAUAUCGGGCCGAACGCCGUGGUCAGGUACCGGCUGCUGGGCCCCAGAAUGGACCUCUUUACCGUGGACUCUGUCACAGGUGUGGUGAAAGUGCGAGGGGGGGCGCUGUUGGACAGAGAGGCGUUCUCAGACCCGCGGGUGGAGCUCUUCCUGGUGGGGGAGGACGUGGGGGGUCUGAACAGCAGUGUCCCCCUCACCAUCACCAUCCUGGACCAGAACGACAAUCCGCCUGUCUUCAGCCCUGCCAGCAUCACUGUGCACCUGCCCGAAAACAGCCGCACAGGGGUGGUGGUGACGCAGCUCUCUGCCAGCGACGCGGACUCGGGCGCUAACGGCUGGCUGCUGUACAGGCUGGAGAGCGGGGCCCAGGACCGCUUCGUCAUCGAGUCCUUAUCCGGCGCCGUCCUGGUGGCUAACGCUACCCUGGACCGGGAGGAGCGCAGCUCGUACCGGCUGGUCGUCGUGGCCACGGACCGGGGCACCCCGCCCCUCUCUGGCACCGCCACGCUCUCUGUCGUCCUGGACGACAUCAACGACUCCCGCCCCCACUUCCUGCAGCCCAUUCAGACUGUGAGCGUGAAUGAGUCUACGCCAGCAGGCACAGUAGUGGCCACCCUCACGGCUGAGGACCCCGACCUCCGACCCCGUCUGGAGUAUUAUAUCAUCUCCGUGGAGGCCACGGAUGACGGAAACAACCCAGUGGAUGGUCUACACGAUUCUUUCGGCAUCGACUUCCACACUGGUGCAGUGUUUGUGCGUAACCCACUGAACAGAGAGCUGGUGGCCAGCUUUGAGAUCAUGGUGUCCGUUCACGACAACGCCAGUGACGUCAUCGAUCAGUCAGUCAGUGUCCCCAAUGCGAGGCUGACCGUGAACGUGCUGGAUGUGAACGAUAACGUCCCGCGCUUCCGCCCGUUUGGGGUGUCGAAUUUCUCAGAGAAGAUUCUGGAAGGGGCUCAGCCCGGGACCACGCUCCUGUCCGUCUCAGCCGUCGACCCCGAUAAGGGUCCCAACGGCCAGGUGACCUACCAGCUGCUCCACCUCCCCCGCGGGGGGUACGUGCGCCUGGAGGAUCCCUCCACAGGUAAGAUCGUGGCCAACAGGACUGUGGACUAUGAGAUGGUGCAGUGGCUAAACUUCACCGUGCGAGCCCAGGACCAAGGCACUCCAGUGCGUGCUGUUGAGCUGCCAGUGUUCCUUCAGAUCAUCGAUGUCAACGACAACAAUCCAAUCUUCACCCAGCCUUCCUACCAGAGGCCCGUGUUCGAGGAUGUGUCCCUGGGCACGGUCAUUGUGAAGGUCAGCGCCACCGAUGCGGAUUCCGGAUUGUUCGCCAUCAUCGAGUACAGCCUGGUGGACGGGGAGGGCAAGUUUGGCAUCACUCCAUCAACCGGCGACAUCUACAUCCUGUCUCCGCUGGACCGCGAGACGAAGGACCACUACACCCUGACAGCAGUUGCCAGGGACAACCCGGGAGGGAGUGCCAACAACCGUCGGGAGAAUUCUGUCCAGGUCUUGGUGACGGUUCUGGACGUGAACGACUUCCGGCCGCGCUUCUCGGAGCGGGUCUUCAGCACCAGCGUGUUUGAGAACGAGCCGAGCGGGACGUCCAUAAUCACGCUGACCGCCACCGACCUGGACGAGGGAGAGAACGGCAUCCUGACCUACAGCCUGCAGGGGCCCGGCUACGAGGCGUUCUCCCUGGAUGAGGACACAGGGCUUGUGCGAUCUCAGCGGCUGCUGCAGUCGUUUGAGCGCUUCAAUCUGACCGUGGUUGCCACGGAUAAGGGUCGCCCCCCCCUCUGGGGCACCGCCUCCCUGCGCAUCACCGUCAUCGACGUCAACGACAACCGGCCUGUCUUUGUCCGGCCCGCCAAUGGCACCAUCAUGCACAUCCUGGAGGAGCAGCCCCCGGGGCUGGUCGUUUACGAGGUGUUUGCCACGGACAGGGACGAGGGCGUAAACGGAGAGGUGCGCUACGCCUUCCUGCAGACCGGCGCGGGGAACCGAGACUGGGAGAACUUCCACAUCGACGCCCUGACCGGCGUCAUCACCACAGCCGUCAGGCUGGACCGGGAGAAGCAGGCCCUGCACAGCCUCAUCAUCGUGGCCUACGACCUGGGCCAGCCCGUGCCUUACGAGACCACGCAGCCCCUGCAGGUGGCGCUGUCCGACAUUGACGAUAACGAACCCGUCUUCCUUAAGCCCCCGCGGGGCAGCUUGCCGUACCAGGAGCUGUACGUGCCGGAGCACGCGGAGCCCGGGACAGUGGUGGGAAACGUGACGGGGGCGGUGGACGCGGACGAGGGCUCCAACGCCGUGGUGUACUACUUCAUCGCGGUGGGCUACGCUGGGGAUAAUUUCGCUCUGAGUCUGAGCGGGGUGCUGAGGGUGAAGAAGGACCUGGACCGGGAGGAGAUCCCCGUGUACUCCAUCAUCGUCAAGGCCUCCAGCAACCGCAACUGGACGCCCCCGCGGGGUCAGAGGUCGUCUCGGGCCCGCAGCCUCGACCCCAGCCUUGACCCCACCCUGCAGGAGGUCAGGAUCUACCUGGAGGACAUCAAUGACCAGCCGCCCCGUUUCUCCAAGCUAGAGUACACCGCAGGCGUGGCAGCGGAUGCCAAGGUGGGAUCGGACCUGAUCAGGGUGCGGGCUGUGGACAGCGACGUGGGCAACAACAGCCUGGUGCUGUACAGCCUGCUGUCCAUCCGCUACAUCAAGCUGCAGUCCAACGACUCGGACGACGUGGGAAACGUCUUCAUCAUCGGUGAGACAGAUGGAAUCAUUCGCACCUUUGACCUCUUCACCGCCUACGACCCCGGGUACUUUGUGGUGGAGGUGUUGGCGAGGGACUUGGCGGGGCACAGCGACAUGGCGGUGGUGGGCAUCUACAUCCUGAGGGACGACCAGCGCGUGAAGAUCGUCGUCAACGAGAUCCCGGAGAGGGUCCGCCUCUUCCAGGAGGAGUUCGUCAGCCUGCUGUCCAACAUCACUGGAGCCAUCGUCAACACAGACGACGUGCAGUUCCAUGUGGACAAAAAGGGGCGUGUGAACUUCGCCCAGACGGACGUGCUCAUCCAUGUGGUCAACAAGCAGACCAAUCGCAUCCUGGAUGUAGAGAGGGUGAUCCAGAUGAUUGACGAGAACAAAGAGCAGCUGAGGAACCUCUUCAGGAACUACAAUGUCCUAGAUGUGCAGCCAGCUGUGAGCGGGAAAGCCCCCGAUGACCUCACCACACUGCAGAUGGCCAUCAUUAUCCUGGCUGUGUUGCUCUUUGUGGCUGCUAUGCUCUUCAUCUUCAUGAACUGGUACUACCGCACAGUACACAAGCGGAAACUGAAGGCGAUCGUUGCAGGAUCAACAGGGAACCAGGGCUUCAUGGACAUUCUGGACAUGCCCAACACCAACAAAUAUUCCUUUGAAGGGGCCAAUCCCGUGUGGCUGGACCCCUUCUGCCGGAAUCUGGAGCUGGCAGCUCAGGCGGAGCACGAAGACGACCUGCCGGAAAACCUCAGUGACAUCACAGACCUGUGGAACAGCCCCGCCCGCACACACGGCACGUUCGGCCACGAGCCUCAGGCCUCGAAACCCGAGGACGACCGCUACCUGAGAGCAGCCAUCCAGGAGUACGACAACAUCGCCAAGUUGGGCCAGAUCAUGAGGGAGGGGCCAAUCAAGGGUUCACUGCUCAAAGUCGUGCUUGACGACUACCUGAGGCUCAAAAAGCUGUUUGCCGCCCGGCUGGUCACCAAGUCCACCAGCGGCGACCAGUCGUCCGUCACAGAGCUGAUCCAGAGUGACCUGGAUGAGGAGGAUGAAGAGCGUUUGGGCAUGGGGGGCGGCCGGGGCACCCUGCGCUUCAAGCACAAGCUCCCCGUGGAGCUGAGGGGCCCGGAGGGCGUGCACGCGGUCCACGGCAGCACGGGCACGCUCCUGACCUCUGACCUCAACAGCCUGCCGGAGGACGACCAGCGCGCCCUGGCGCGAUCCCUGGAGGCCCUGCAUGCCGACGGCGGUCUCUACGCCGACCGCAACGCCCGCACGGAGUCCGCCAAGUCCACGCCCCUCCACCGCACCAAAGACUCGGACACGCUGUCCGAGAGCCCGCUGGAGAUCACGGAGUUAUGACUAGCCGAGGCCUCGCUGGUCUGAGGACUGUGAAGUGUGCGCUCCGAUCCCGCCCCCUUCCUCCUCCUCCUCCUACACCCUCCACACAGACUGAGUUUAAGGGGAUGGAAGGGUGUGCUGGGACAAAAAGGUGUACUGUGUGCAUUCUGAGAAAUCAGUCAGGGUGUGCUUCCCCCUCUCUCUCCAAACCCAAAACCAGCCUGGAUUCCUCUGCUAGAGCUGAGUGGGGUAAGAAAGGCAGAAAAGACAAGGGACACCUCUUCAGUCCUAAUGGAUUCUUUCUGAAGCUGGAUAAAAUGAAGACACAAAAGAGAGUAGUUUCUGAAUGACUGUUUCAGAAUGGCUUGAAUUAAGCACUACGGCACGCAACUGUGACCUGCAACCUGUGACCUUUCUGAGCAGCACAAGUAUUUCUGAAAGUUUGUGCAGAGGAAACUGAACUGUAAAAUAGAUGUUUAGUAAAGAGACAGCUGAAAGGCAAGGUUGUGGGCACAGGAAAAAAAAAAUCAUUCCAGUCCUUGAGAGAGAAAUGGACAUGCUCACUUAUUUUCCUCCUACGAGUGUUUUCUCUCAAGAGCCUUGACCCUGUUGACCCCUGGACAGUCCAAGGCCUCGUUACAAACACUCUGGAAGCGACCUUGAGGAAGCACACACACGCACACAUACACACACCUACGCGCGCACGCAAUCAGACCAGCGGCAGGCCACAGCUAGCUUUUACUCUGUGUCAUGUUUGAAUUCUUCAUGUUUGGGGGGCAGGGUUUAAGGGUGGGGGGUCAGGAUUUAGGGGUGGGGGGGGGGGGGGAGGGUCAAGGGUGGUCUAACAUAUGGUAAUAAGGGGACUGUGACUGUAUCUCAUCAUCAUUCUCAGCACAAGGAGCUGGAACAUAUAUUUGGACUCUUAGGGGCUGCAGUAGAGGGACCAGAGUGAGGCUCCCAUAUCAUGUGUCUGGAGUCACCAGUGACGACAGCAAUCAGCAUGAUCUCAACGGGAGAGAAUUUGUGUAUUCAUCGCUGCCCCUAGAGGUGCGACCAGCAGGUCCAGCUCCCAGCGCCAUCGCGAGAAGGCACAAAGCCGACCCAACUGCAUUCCCGUGACGUUAACUGUGCACAAAGGCACGCUAAUGCACAAGCGUUCAGCACGUCGACUCGAGCUGAACGCAACCGAACCCCAUUUCCGCUGAGCUCGGCACGCUGUUCUUCUCUCUUGCAGCGGAAACGCAGCCAGCGACUGGGCCAGGCCAGCCGGGUUAGGUGUGUCUUUCCAGUGGAUGGGACCUCACACUGUAACAUCACCGUAAUGCCGUGUCACGCAACUGACUCAUGGUUCGCCAAUGGGAGCCAUGUUUUUACCUGCACAAACUGGACAUCCUGGGCCCGGCGAGCCCAGGCCUGGCCCACCAGAACUCUCUCUGUUCCUUCUUUUGUUCCUUAAUUUCCCUUGAAUGAAGGGAUUAAGAGUGGGCAUCUAGGCAGUUAACGAAACCUGGAAAAAGGAGGAUUUUAAUAGAGGGGGUAGGGGGGGAGUUCAGCUGCUAAAUAAAAUCUUAAUUUCCCCUGCCUCACCUCAUCUUCACAAGCAGAAGCUUAAACUACUGCCACUGCAGGACAGACUCUACAUGGAUUUAUUUUUUUAAUUAUUAUUUUUCUUGGUUUCGUUUUUUAAAAAAUUAAGUUGCAAUAGAAGGGAAAAUAUUUUUGAAAAAAAAAAGCUGAUUUACCAAAAGGUUGUGAAAGAUUGAAUUGUGUUGGAACUGUCAUUUUUGUUACCCAUGGUAAUUUUUUUACAUCAGGCCGUUUGUUUAGUGAGUGUGCUCUCGUUAUGUUUUUGUAUUCCUGUUUUGUAAGUUUUUAAUUUAUUACUGUUGUUGGCGAAUCUUGUUGAAUGGUCUGUUGUAAUAAAGGAAGUAUGGAACAGCUGCUGGCCCGUUUGAGGAGGUGGCCGGAACAUAGCCAAGCACAACACCACUCCCUCACUGAAGAAUUCCUCUGGCUGUGGUGGCACAGACGCAGGAUAUUAAAACAUUUCAACAGUAACCGGGGAGACAUAUUAAAUUCUGUCACACAAACGAGAACAUUUGUGCUUUCGUUCGCACAGCAGUUAUUCCAGUGAGCGAGAUGCUUUUAUCUGGGAAUGCUCCAUUUAAUGCCCAACUUGAACUGGUUAAAAACAAAAACCUCUGAAUCUUCACAUUUCAAAUAAAAAAGAUUUAAAUGUUCUGGAAUCAAAGUUGGAAAAAUUGUAAAAAAUAAAAAUUCCACCUGCAUGGUAACAAGACAUGAGUAAAGCAAAUAUGGUGCAACUAUGAGAAAAACUCCAAUGAAAGCAUUUGAUUUGAUGUAGAAAAUAUUAAUCAAAUCAGAAUGGUAACAUA